UGUUGUCUACAGUCUAGGUUCAUCCGCAGAUGAAGUUUAGGUUUUCCUUUUUGGGGGAAUAAAAAGCUGGUUAUAUAUUGCUUAGCAUCUUUUUCUUGUCUGUGGUUAGAUCCGAAGGAAAUGGCGAGUAUAGAACUGGACCCGCUGUUCAUGAAGGCCCUGGCCCUUCUGCGGUCUAAGAGUAAAGACUCAACGGACCUCCUGAAACAGAUGCUGGAUGAUGUCCUUGGCAAGACCACUGGAAAGCUGAGCAGUAAGCCUGCGUCUCCAUCUGUGCCUGCAUCAAGGACUGAGGUGCCAGCCAAGAAAACUACCGUCAAGAGACCUGCGGAAAAGUCCAGUUUUGGAGCGGCUCUGUCCACUGGAGAUUCAGGCAUUGCCGCCAAGAAACCAAAGAUAGAACCAGAGGUCCGUCAGUCGAGAAUUCAACCACGAAAACCGGUCAUCGAUGACGACGACGAUGAUGAAGAUGAUGAUGACGACGACGACGAUCAGGGUGAGGAGGAUGAUGAUGAAACAGAAGACGAACAGACAGAGGAGAAAGAAGAGAAGAUGAGUGAGAGCAGCGGGGAAGAAGACGAUGAGCCUGAGUUUAUAGGGAAGGAGGAAGAGAAACCAGGAGCCGCGGCAGAUGAUGAUGAGAUGUGGUUGGGUCUAGCUUGUGUCGUCUGUAAGGAUUUGGAAAUAUCUGCUGGAAACACGCUGAUUGAAUGCCAGGAGUGCCAUAAUCUAUAUCAUCAGAAAUGCCACACCCCUCCUGUAACCGACACAGACCCAAAUGACCCUAGACUGGUCUGGUACUGUGCCCAGUGUAAACGCAACAUGAAGAAAAUGGUUGCAAAGAAACCGGCUAACCUCCCGGAGACGGUGAUCACUACCGGCUCCUCAUCCUCCUCCUCAUCGUCAUCAUCGUCGGCGAAAGACCAGGAGAAAAACCAGGAUCAGACGUCUCCCAUGAACCUCUUCAGGAGAGCUGAUCCUAAGCCUUCACCAACAUCCACCAGCAGUGCCCAGCAGCCGUUUGGGGGUCUCGCCAGCUACGCCGCUAAUCUGACCAACCGACAGCAUUCCUCGUCCUCCAAAUCCUCCUCCUCUGGCACCAGUCGUAUCAUAACCAGCACUGGAGCCAAAAUAGCGCCCUCUUCCAUCACCAGUCGCAGCUCCAGCACCUCGGGCACGUCGACAACAAUGAGUGGGAAGGCCCUGAAGCCGCAGAGCGUGCAGCGGUCAACGUCCGUGUCGCAGUCUGGCAAAUGGCCGAACGCGCCCUCUGCUUCAUCGGCCGCGGCGAAGGCAAUGUCGAGCAGCUCGGCAUCAGGGAAGGCACUGCCGCAGACAAGUACGGCUUCUGCGAUGAAGAGACUUCAUAUGAUGAAAAAGAAAGCUUCGAAGCGAUGAACGUGUUGGCUGUUGUUGCGACCAGUUCAAACCAGUAGAUACCAGUUGGAAAUCCUUACUGGUUUCAACUGGUAUCAACCAGAAUUCUGACCUGGGUGACGAUAAUGUAUUACCAUAGACAACUGUGUGAUGAAAACAGAAAGCCUUGAGGCGAUGAACGUGUCGGCUGCUGUUGUGACCAGUUCAAACUGGUAAAUAUCAGUCGGAAAUCCUUAGAGGUUUCAACUGGUAUCAACUGGAAUUUUGACCUGGGUGACGAUAAUAUAUCACCAUUGACAACUGUAUGAUACAGAAGAACCUGUUAAACUGGACUUCUUCUAAACCACUGUAGAAAGACUAAAGAACAAAUGGAUUACAUCUGUUGAACUGCAUAUGAAACACUGCACAGGAAAAACUUUAUAGGGAUUAUAUAUGGUGUGAUAUAUGGACUUCACCAGGUUGACCAAAAUGGUGACUCCUGUGGCCAGCAAAGAAAAUGCAGUCUCUGGAGAUAUUUUUUUCCUUUCUACGUAAUCAAAUAGGAGUAUUUUCAAGAUACAUGUAUUUUUAACUGGCUCACUGUUUCUAUUACAAGGCAAUCAACUUACAGCCCGUCUGCACUAGCUCGACCAGGGGGGAUUAGACCUCCCUGCAAGGUCACAGACUGGUGGUUAUCUCAUCAAAUCAGCUCUCAAUUAACUUAAGAAA
This is a messenger RNA of Strongylocentrotus purpuratus (purple sea urchin), 2085 nucleotides long. RefSeq names its product integrator complex subunit 12. Gene Ontology annotation, biological process: snRNA 3'-end processing. The coding region runs from base 121 to 1398 and encodes 425 amino acids. Gene Ontology annotation, cellular component: integrator complex. The record is from RefSeq and is a predicted model, not a curated record. Lineage: Eukaryota; Metazoa; Echinodermata; Echinoidea; Camarodonta; Strongylocentrotidae. The transcript has 8 exons.